ACACCAUUACAUUAUGCAUGUGAAAAAGGUCAUUUUGAAGUAGUUAAAACUCUCACUAAUCAUCCACAAUGUAAUAUUGAAGCUGAAAACAGUUCUAAAUACAGACCACUGCACAAAGCAUGUUUUUCUGGGCAUAUUGACAUUGUACAUCAUCUUGUUUUUGAGAAACACUGUGACUUUAAUUCUAAAGGGAGGGAUGACAUGAUACGUUAUGCAGAUCGAAAGGGUUAUUCUGAAAUUGUUAAAAUCCUGACUAGUCAACUUGAUCUCUCCAGUGUUAUUGAAGUUGAAGGUAUUUUAAAUAGAAGGCAGCUUCGUAGUCAUGAAUUUAAAACUCAUCUUGACAUUCUCGAUUAUUUUAAACGUAAUAAUACUCUGGAGGUAACAACAGAUGAUUCAAAAAUUAAAAGGUUUCUUCUUAUUCAUCAAUCCAGUGGUAUAGCAUUAGUACAUGUUGUUAAGUGUAUAUUGACAGGUCCUCCUGGUGCUGGUAAGAGUACAUUAAAGAAGAGACUCCUCAAUCAGCCUCUUGGUACAGGUCCUUCUCUUAGUACUGGUGUAAUUGAUGCAGCUGUACAAGUUAAUUCAUUUCGUAAACUAUCACAGCACAAUGCAGUAGUGACUACAGAAUGGAAGGAACAAGAACUUGAUGAAGAAGCUGUACUGAUUACUAAGAAACUAUUACCAGCAAACAACACAUCAGAUGAAAGUACUGGUACACUUCAGCCUAUUCUGUCAUUAAAUGAGGAGACAGAAUCGCCAAAAGGAAUAGAACCACCACUCACUACUGAUCAAGAGGACAAUACAGGUGUUGCUGCAUCUUCACCAAUGUCAGUGCACAAUCAUGAGGUAAAUGAUCCAGGUUUCGAAAAAGAAAGCAUAAUCGUAAAUCAUCAAAACAUAGCCAGUACAACUCCAGAAAUAAUCAGUCAUGAAGAAAAAGAAAUCAGAACUGAUACUAAAGUACAAAAUAAUAGUAGGAGUGAAGGAUUGUCAAAUUACAUAUGGAAUUUGCCCAAUAAAAAAGUAGAAGGGUAUGAGAAAAAGUUUGAAGAAGCAAAAGAUGACAAUCACACAAUGUUGUACAUGAUUGAUACUGGAGGACAACCUGAGUUUCAUGAAAUGUUACCAGCUCUUAUAACUGGCCCAGCUAUCAAUCUACUGGUAUUCAAACUAACUAAAGAUUUAAGGAGCCGCUAUGAAAUAACCUAUCGAACAUCUACUGGUGAUUCUAAACCUUAUGAAACCUCGUUGACACAUGAAGAAGUGAUAUUCCGUUCACUAGCAAGCAUAGCUUGUUUAAGACAAAACACUAUUGGAUGGAGUUUUGAUGAAAAACAUGUACCUAUUGAAGAUAAGUCAGAACCUGCUGCCUUCCUUAUUGCUACACACAGAGACCAAGUGGAUGAGAAUAAAGUGAGUGAAGUCAACCAGCAACUGAGAACCAAGAUAGAAAACAGUUCUCACUUGUUUGACUCUGAUCUUAUACAGUUCUCUCAAUCAGAGCAAAUCAUUUUUCCACUUGAUGCAACAAAAGAUAAAGAAGAAGUAGAACACCUUCGUUCUUUCCUUCAUAAAGCUAUGUCUAAAAAUUUUCAGGAAUUGAGAAUACCAGCAUCUUGGUGUACCCUUAGUUUAAAAUUAAGAAAAAGUAAAAAAAAACUUUUCAAAUAUGAUACAUGCUUCAAGUUAGCCCAAGAGUGUGGUAUCAAGGAUAAAAAAGAGUUUAAAAAGGUAUUAUGGUAUUUACAUCACACAGUGGGUAUCAUCAUGCAUUAUCCUGAUGUAGCAGGUCUGAAGGAUGUUAUUAUCACGGACCUUCAAUUGGUGUUUGAUCGUAUCACUAAUCUCAUCACAACAUGCUUCACUUUUGAACAGUUAAAAAGUGCUGCUGUGGAGAGAGAGUUUCGUAAAAAUGGACGCUUUUCGGAGUUACAACUAGAUGAGAUUUCAUCAAGAGAGAAAGGUGAUCCUCUUAAUACAAAAAGACUAGUAGCACUACUGAAGCAUCUUUAUAUUGUAGCUGGUCCCAUGAAAGCUAAAGUUGAUAAAAAAACUGUCAAAUAUUACUUUAUGCCUUGUGCUCUAAAACCAGCAGGUGUAGAAAGAGAGGAGAGAGAUGGGUCAGUUAGUCCAGCUCCUUUAUUGAUAUGUUUUGAGUGUGGGUAUACUCCUGUUGGUGUAUUCUGUUGUCUAGUAGUAUAUCUUCUUGAUCAGAAGACAGACCAAGUAUUGGAAUGGAAGUUAACUGGUAAUGAUCAAUAUCGUAACAAGAUUACCUUUCAAGUUGGUCAAUACUAUGAUACUGUUACUUUAAUCAGUCGUGCUACUUAUCUUGAAGUGUGGGUUCAACAAAAAAUGAGUCCUUCACUCAAUGAUCUUUGUGAUAAAGUAUUAUCAUCAUUACACAAAGGACUAGUCACAGUGACACAAUCACUCCAUUACACUUACAAGUCAAAACAUAUGUUUGGAGUACCAUGUACAUGCACUGGAGUACCUCAUCCUGCUGUAAUAGAGUAUUUCUCAGAAGGAGCUCAGUGUACUAAUGGUAAUGUAAUGCAACUUGAUGAGAAACAUUUAUACUGGUCUAAAAUGGUUGUUCAAUUGAAUAGUAUAGUACAAAAUACAAGCAACAAAAUACCACUUCAAACUCAGUCUGAAUCCCAAAUUCCUAAAAUGUCUUUGUCCAAUGACAUUAUUAUGUACACAGAAAGCACACAGGAUUAUAGUAAAAGCUCCUCUUUACUAAAUAAAAGACCAAGAGAAGCACAAGAAGAUAUGUCUGCCAGCAAGAGAUUUCAGAUAGACUCUGAAGGUUCUCAUGACAGCACCAAAAGCACUUUUGAGGAACAGCAGUCCUCUGGUAGUGAUAUUUUUAAAAAUAAAAAUAGAGGAUGCAAGAGACAGAGAGAAGAAGACAGCUGUUCUGAAUCUGAGCCUACUGAAUUGAAAAAACCAUCCACUUUAAUGCAAAUCCCAGAAUACAGUAAAAGUUCAACUAGAAAUAAACCACAAAAAAUAGAAACUGGACAAUUCUCUGAUGAAGAUAGUAAAAGAAAACAAAAUGAACAUCAGGAUGGUUCAUCAACUAGCAAGAGAUCUAAAAUAUCUGGUAAUAAUGGAGCUACAGAAACAAGAACAACUAUUGAAAAGGAAAACUCUUUAUUUUGUGCAAUGUUGGACAAGGAGCCACAAAUAAAGGAUCUUGUUAGAUUAUUUCAAAGUUCUGCUGUUCAUUGUAUGAUUAUUGGGAUUGCACUGGGUGUUAAAGUCAAUGACCUGUUACCCAAUCCACAGUCAACUACUAAUAAUCUCAUACUAGUAUUCCAGAGAUGGUUAGACUCUGAUAAAAAUGUGACCUGGAGAAAUAUUCUGCAAGUUUGUGAAGAUUAUCCUGAUGAGCUUGGAAAAGCAAAAUCUAAUGUGAAAACAUUUCUUUCAUCGGAUAGAGCUAGGGAGUAUUUAAAAUAAUAUGCAUUGCAUAC
Molecule: messenger RNA, 3485 nt
Organism: Amphimedon queenslandica
Lineage: Eukaryota; Metazoa; Porifera; Demospongiae; Haplosclerida; Niphatidae
Exons: 7
Coding region: 202-3471 (1089 amino acids)
Source: RefSeq, a predicted model, not a curated record